GCGUCGUUGGCCAAUACAUUGGUGAUACAGUGUUUCUGCAAGACAUUAACGAAAAUCAAAUCCAAGUAGCUGUCCAGAAAAAGAACAACUCACAGAUCUAUUUUACUGAGGGCUAGUCUCGAUUGAGAGAUUUUUACGGUAUCAAUGCGGGCGCUUGGAUUACUCUUUUGUUUAUCAGUCCUUUUGUUUUUUUUUAUCAGAGUGCGGUACAUAACAGGCAUGGAGAUUACAUAUCCUUUUAAGACUCCUCCAUACAAACUCGUGUUGGAAAAACCUUUCCAAGAAGCAACUUCAAGUGGACAUAUUCCAUAUUUUGUUCUCCCAAAAGUCUUUUCACAUAGACUUGAAAAGACCUUGACUACUCCUGAUGUCCAAACCGGUACUUUGACACUUUAUUGGAGGGGAUUCUGUCAAAAUGCACUACCUAAUGAGGAGACUCAGCUUAGGAUAAUUGAUUGGCUUGGUAAUACAUGGAACCAGUGUGAUCUUAGGUUUGACAAUACUCCCUAUAUGAGCUGCAAGAUCUCGGGUGACUAGCGUGAUAUUUGCAAGGUGCAUAAGUUGGCUGAGGGUACCAUUAUCAAAUUCGGCGUCACUGAGGCAUCCAACAAUAGGACUAUCUACUUUAAGUUGUCCCCUUAUCUCGGAGUUCAGACAACCCUUUAUGAUCCUUCAACGUCUAUAGCGACCGGAAAACAUUUUACCAGAGCCAACACUAUUAUAUGCUUUAGGCUUCUUGCAAGU
This is a messenger RNA of Trifolium pratense (red clover), 744 nucleotides long. RefSeq lists its product as uncharacterized. The transcript is spliced from 2 exons. NCBI's taxonomy places the organism in Eukaryota, Viridiplantae, Streptophyta, Magnoliopsida, Fabales, Fabaceae. Bases 145 to 537 code for a protein of 130 amino acids. The record is from RefSeq and is a predicted model, not a curated record.